AUGGAUGACGUCAGUAAGUGGCACCGUUCGCAGCGAGUUUAUGGCCAACUGCGCAUUUUGCGCCAUCUCCUCGUCGGUGUCACCCAAAAGAGGAGCGGAGAAAUACGGAGUGGAGGCAUUGCCCGUGGUCUGCAAAAUUUCAACGAGACGAGGGAUACCCAACGUGACGUUGGUAGCACCGUGGCCAGCAAGAUGGAAGGUGUUCAGAGUCAUCUGGGUGGCGGGUUCACCAAUCGACUGCCCUGCCACGCAUCCCACAGCUUCUCCUGGCUCGCAAUGGGAACGCUUGUAGUGUUGGUACAGCGUCGCGUGCGUUUCUGGAGCCGUGUAUUUGCUGUCCAUGAAACUUGA
This is a messenger RNA of Babesia ovata, 351 nucleotides long. Its product is annotated as light- and oxygen-sensing transcription regulator, putative. The transcript has a single exon. Bases 1 to 351 code for a protein of 116 amino acids. The record is from RefSeq and is a predicted model, not a curated record. NCBI's taxonomy places the organism in Eukaryota, Apicomplexa, Aconoidasida, Piroplasmida, Babesiidae.